UGAUGACGUGGAUCACGUGUGUUUUCCAGCAUGGUGACCUUCUCUCUGUUCAGGCUGCAGGUCCAGCAGAGCUCCAGACCCAUGACAGUUGAAUGACCACACUGAAAGGGGAGUACGUUUAAUCUCUGCAUGUUAUACUCUUGCAUUUAGUUGAGCUGUUUACUAAAGUGAACACAUAUUGUUUUUAAUAAGGGCAGCUGUUGUCUAGGUUUAUUUCUGGAGUUAUGACUCUACCAGUGCCGGGGGCUGGGUUUCUGUUUGUGCACAGACUGAUGAGAGUUUGCACAUGCAGUCAGAGACACGUCAGACACAGACACUCACUAGUUAAACUCACGAAAAGUGGGAUUAGAACUUUUUCAACUGCUUCUGUGAAAUAUAACGAGAAGGAGAGAGAGGACCCAGACCCUUCCGGUCUGAGCACCAAGCUGACACCCAGAGAAGCGCCGCUGCGCAGGAGGAGACCCCUGUCCCCUCUGGAGAGGAUCAGCAGUCUGCUGCCUCAGGAUGCUCUGAGCCCGGAGGUGAUGCAGCUGAGAGAGCAGAACCAGGAGCGAGCUGAGGACAACUCCAACACACCGGCGUCACUCACACACCACACACAAGAGCAGAGUGGACAUCCUGAGACAGCACCUCGAGAGGAUGGAUCAGAUGACCAUCAUGCAUCUGAGGCCGCUGCAGAACCUUCAGAGAGGUUAACGCCAGCCUCUCUCCCAGGGGAGAACUUGCUUGUGCCUGGGGAGCUGCUCGUGGCUGAGUAUUACAAGAAUGGCUGGGUGGACUUCAGGAAGAUGUUCAGUCUUCAGACUGGGACUCGUCUGCACAGCAGCUGGGGGCUCAUCCUGCACGAUGACAUAGCCGGGCAGCCAGCGGGUCAGUUCCUGAAGUCAAGCCUGGGCGUGCCCAUCCUCAUUCGGCGUGCCAGUCUGGAGGAUUACGUGCUGCAUAUGAGGAGGGGGCCGGCCAUCGCCUACCCAAAGGAUGCAGCCACCAUGCUGAUGAUGAUGGACGUCACAGAGGGAGACAGUGUGCUGGAGUCAGGCUCUGGAUCAGGGGCCAUGUCUCUGUUCCUGUCGAGAGCAGUCGGGUCUAAGGGCAGCGUGCUGAGUGUGGAGGUCAGGGAGGACCACCUUAAGAGAGCCGUGAAAAACUACAACCGCUGGAGGACAUCAUGGAGCCUGCGUCGGGGGGAGAUGUGGCCCGACAACGUCCAGUUUCACAACGCUGACCUCUGCACGGCCUCCUCGCUCCUCGCCGGUCAGGCAUUCCAUGCGAUUGCUCUUGACCUGAUGAACCCUCACCUGGUUUUACCCACUGUGAUUCCACAUCUGUACCCUGGAGCUGUGUGUGCCAUCUACCUCGCCAAGUGUGUAUUUCAUGUGUUUCUUCAGGUCUAAGAAUAGAGCUUAAAUAUGGUGGAAUACACAAGGCUGUGAAAAUGUGCAGUCACGUCUUGCGCAAUGUA
This is a messenger RNA of Paralichthys olivaceus (Japanese flounder), 1462 nucleotides long. NCBI's taxonomy places the organism in Eukaryota, Metazoa, Chordata, Actinopteri, Pleuronectiformes, Paralichthyidae. The record is from RefSeq and is a predicted model, not a curated record.